Tarenaya hassleriana is the source of this 1607-nucleotide messenger RNA. Its product is annotated as serine/threonine-protein kinase At5g01020. Gene Ontology annotation, molecular function: protein kinase activity; ATP binding. The record is from RefSeq and is a predicted model, not a curated record. The coding region runs from base 126 to 1358 and encodes 410 amino acids. Lineage: Eukaryota; Viridiplantae; Streptophyta; Magnoliopsida; Brassicales; Cleomaceae. The transcript is spliced from 5 exons. Gene Ontology annotation, biological process: protein phosphorylation.
AGGAAAUCGGGAAUCGGGACAUCGCCAGUGAGUCGCAGACAUUGUCGUCAACCAUUGGGAUUUAGGGUUUUCCGGUGCUGGGGGAGAAUGAGACCCCUUUCUCAGUCGUCGUUCACCUGCUGACAAUGGGCAAUUGUGGUACCCGAGACGAAGCCGCCGUCUUUACUCCUCCUCAAGUCCAACAGCUUCAGAAGAAGCACUUCCGGUCCGUCUCAGAUCUGAGCGAUCCUUCCACUCCUCGCAACGCUCUUCUUCCUUACACCCAAGUAAUCGCAUUCACUCUCUUCGAGCUCGAGACCAUCACCAAGAGUUUCCGCCCUGACUAUAUUCUCGGCGAAGGCGGCUUCGGCACCGUUUACAAGGGUUACAUUGAUGACAAUCUCCGCGUUGGCCUCAAAUCUCUCCCCGUCGCCGUCAAGGUUCUCAACAAGGAGGGUCUCCAGGGCCACCGCGAAUGGCUUACAGAAGUCAACUUCCUUGGCCAACUUCGCCAUCCCAACCUCGUCAAGCUUAUUGGUUACUGUUGUGAAGACGAUCACCGAUUGCUCGUCUAUGAGUUCAUGUUACGAGGCAGCCUCGAGAAUCACCUCUUUCGAAAAACCACAGCUCCGCUAUCAUGGUCUAGAAGAAUGAUGAUUGCUCUUGGCGCUGCAAAAGGACUUGCUUGUCUCCAUAAUGCUGAAAGGCCGGUGAUCUAUCGCGAUUUCAAGACCUCUAAUAUACUCCUUGACUCGGAUUACACCGCUAAGCUUUCAGAUUUCGGGCUUGCUAAAGCUGGUCCCCAGGGUGAUGAGACGCAUGUAUCGACCCGAGUGAUGGGCACUUAUGGCUAUGCCGCUCCGGAGUAUGUGAUGACUGGACACCUGACUGCCAGAAGUGAUGUGUAUAGCUUUGGGGUUGUCCUUCUGGAAAUGUUGACAGGCAGAAAAUCUGUGGACAAGACAAGACCCAGCAGAGAGCAGAAUCUGGUUGAUUGGGCUCGACCAAAGUUGAAUGAUAAGAGAAAACUGCUGCAAAUAAUUGACCCGAGAUUGGAGAACCAAUACUCUGUCAGAGCAGCGCAGAAAGCAUGCAGCUUGGCGUAUUAUUGUCUGAGCCAGAACCCUAAAGCAAGGCCCCUGAUGAGUGAUGUGGUUGAGACUUUGGAACCUUUGCAAUGUACAGGUGAUGUUGGCCAAGUUUCAUCAUCGCUGUCCCCUGGUGCAACAACUGCGGUUGGUGCUGGGUUUGCAAUGGGAGGGGUGCCUGAUUGCAGAAUGCAUCGGAGGUUUGCUAAGAACGUCGGUCCUGGAGCCAUUUGCAGGUCUCCCAAUCCGAAUUGUUCCCCUGGCGGCCCUGCAGCAUGCAGAGUGCGAUGAGCCAGAUUAUUUAUGUGAAAGUGUACGUAAUCGGGUCUCGUGUGUCUCCUCUCCCAAAGACAUAAAUGUCCGGUCGCUGAAAACGUGCAUGUGGUUGGCUUUUGUUUCUCGAUGCUGUUUAUUGUUACUUAUCAGGGUGGUGGUCUGUCUUGUAUGGUUUUCACUUUGCCUAAUCUGAACUCUGACAGGUUUGUAUGUUACAGUUUUGUGUUCGCUCCAUGGUGAAUUCUUUUGUGUAUGCAGCUUUAA